AUGGUCGAGAUAGUCGCGGAUAACCCCAUUCCACAACUUUCCCAGCCAACCGAUUACGGAAUCCCUCCUCCUCCAGUCCCGCCUCAACAAAUUCCUCUCCAAAUACCGGAGCCCGAGUUUUCAGAUCGAGAAUCGGUAGCUUCUGCCGGAAUCUCGGCCACUACAGCUACAGUAAUCCAGCCAGCUCAACCAGCUGUUGUUCCGGUUAUUCCGAUUAUUCCGGCCAAACCGGUUCUACCGAAACCUACCGUAGCCCCAGCGAGAAAAGGUGGCCUGUUCGAUUCGGACGGUUCAGAUGAAGAGGAUAUAUUUGCACAGGCGAAGAAGCGAGUGGCAACAAAAAGCGAAUCUCCAUUCGAUAGUUCUCUAUCGCAAAAAUCGACCGUAAGCAGUAUCGGGUUUCUGGAGGAAGAGGCCGAACCGGACGAACUACACCAGAAUAAGCCCUCUCAACCGGAAAAGCCGAAAAAUAUCUUUGCUCCGUCAUUGGCUGAUGUACUCAGUGCCACCUCAAGCCUGCGCAAUAAGCCUACUGACGCUUCCACUCCGGCCGUACGACAACCUCAACCAGCCCCGAAACUGUUUGAAGAGCCACCUGUAGUACGAUCGGAGCCAUCAAUCUCCCAGCCGGCCAAGAAAUCCCUCUUCGAUUCUGACGAUUCGGACGAUGACCUUUUCUCAGCUGCGCCAUUAACGAGCCAGAAAAAGACAACAAAAGGGCUCUUCGAUUCGGAUUCGGAUGACGAUCUUUUUGCCGCCAUCAAGAGGCGCCCGGUCACUCAUCCUCCUCCAAAACAACAGACGGAACAGCCGAAGAACGAGCCUGAACAAUCGACGGCCUCUGGGGGUCGUCUCCUUCCUGUCAAAGCGUAUAUUGGGACGAGUGAGAGGCCUGAGAAGAAAUCAACUCCAGCUCAAAUCACCCAUAAAAAGUCUCUCUUCGACGACUCGGACAGCGAUUCCGAACUUUUUAAGAAGCCAACAAAACCUGAGCCGAAGAAAGAGGAACCUCCGAAACAAGAACUAGAAAAAACUGCCCCGGAAACUACGCAACAAUCCAUCGUACAACCUACAGUAUCACCAGUGAAAGUCGAGGAAAAGAAGGAGCAAACGCCAGAACCCGAAGCCCCGCCUCCUUUCCCGAAGUCUAGAUCCCCUCCUGCUACCGUAGCUAAACCGGUAGAAGCGGAGCUUGAAGUCCCACCACCAUUUUUGGGAAACCGAGAAGAAGAAGCUCUCGAAGCUCCGCCUCCUUUCCGAUUUGAGCCUGAAGAAAGAGAAGAGCUUCCAUUUGGGCCUCCAUCUUUUGCGUCUGCCGCUGAGGAGCCUGAUUUCCCACUUCCGAUCCCGUCAGAUCAUCUUCUAUAUUCUCCACCGCCUUUUGAUAUCGAUCGAUUGAGUCGGAAAGACGAAGAAAAGCAGCUCGAAUUCCCUGCUGAAAAAGACGAAAAAGAAGACCAGCCACUACCAAACAACACAACACUUGACGAUACAGAAGAGAUGAGUGGUGCACGAGGGAAGCUGAACAAUUCGGCUUUUGCCUCGAAGCUCAGUGCAGCGCUGGCUAUGCCACCUGGGGGCCCUCGCCCUCCCGGAGCCCCAUCCUCCUCCACCUCCUCCCCAGCCUCAUCCUCAUCAGCUGGCCCUCUCCGUCGCGCAGCCUCUGAACAACCACCACGAUCUCCAGAAUCGAGACUAUUUGAUGAGAAACCAUCCCUGCUCUCCUCAAUGGCAAAGGGGAGACCGAAGGGACCACCUAGGAGACCUCCUACUACACGAAAUCGACAGUCACAGGACAGCAAUAGCUCUCGCCCCAUCUCUGUCACCUCAUCCAGAGCUUCCUCAACCGAUCAGAAAGAGGAAUCGGCACCGAUCUUCCGUCGUAAUCCCUCACCUAUCCAGAUUCGAGCCACGAAAUCAAUGGUUUUACCCAGUAGCCCAAUCAAAUCGGAUGAGGUGGUGAUCGAGAGGAAACUGUCGAACACCAGGAUAUCUGAAGGAGGAUCAACUUCCGGGAGGAAGAGCUCGACCAGUUCUUCGCGCAGCUCGCUACAUGGGGGUGAUGAGGAUAAGAAGAGUGUUACUGCUGUACAGAACAGUCCUCCGAUCGUUCGAAAAGGGUCGACCGGAAGUCGUAUUUCCAUCACGUCGCAAACGGUCAAAUCCCAGGAUACGAAAGAGCCAACCCAACCAAAAAAGAAAUCGCUCUUCGACUCGGAAAGCUCGGAUGAUGAUCUCUUCCGAGGAAAAGCCGCCUCAACCACGAAAACGGCCCCGAAAAAGGCGUCUGUUAUCACCACCACGGUCACAAAAGAUAAUACGAAACCCCCGGCUGGGCCGAGCUCUACUUCUACUACUUCUCGCCCUCCCGCCCCAAAAACCACUUCCACCGCCCCGAAAAAGUCGCUUUUCGAUGACUCGGAUGAUGAUCUGGACCUUUUCCGAAAGAAGAAA
Molecule: messenger RNA, 2454 nt
Organism: Mesorhabditis spiculigera
Lineage: Eukaryota; Metazoa; Nematoda; Chromadorea; Rhabditida; Rhabditidae
Source: the annotation of a GenBank genome assembly